GUUUUGCCCGCGAGGAUCGGCCGUGCUGUGCGCGCCGGCCUUUCCCCCUCCCACCUCCCCCUGCUGGUCGGCAGGGCAUCCGUACCCAUUUGCCUCGAGCAUCGGGCGGCGCCCGAUCCAGCAGCUGCAGCCGUUUCGUGGCCAUGGCAUCUGCAGCCACCGCAAGGCAUCUCGCCUCUGUCAGGGCCUUGGCCCUGUCGGCGCAGGCGGGGGGCAGUGAUGGCGGUGGCGAGGGUCGAGCGACGGCGCCAGGAUCCGCGCUGGCGCGCGCCCGGGCUGCCGCGACUGCGUCAGAAGUGAGCGCUCGCAGGGCCGAGCUGGAAGGCGCUGGUGAGGGCCCGGCGGCCUGUCAGCCUGGCGUCGCGUCUCGCUUGCAGGCGUCCGCGCUCGCCAGGAGGCAGCAGGCCUUGGCGGAGCGCGGCGCUCGGGGGCGGCACCUCCCCGCGACGGGGCGCAACUCCUCUGCGGGCGUGGAUGGCCCGGCAGAGGGCGAGUCGGGAUCGGAGUCGAGCGACGACGACGCGUCCAUCGUCUCUGCGGCGGUCCCCGAGCAGGUCGCGCGCAGGAAAGGCUGCCCUGCGCCCAGCUGGAAGCGCAGGAAGGUACGCGGCGCCCGCGCUCCGGGAGGGGGCGGCGAGGGCGACGGGCACCCUUGGCACGACCUGGCUCCUGCGCAGCGGCCGUGCAGGAAGGGCGCGGCCAAGGGGUUGGACGCCUUUGCCGAAGAUGCCAACGCCGUGGAGGCGUUGAGGCCCGCCCGCUUCGCGAAGACAAGCAGAGAUUCGCAUAGGUCCCGACUCCAAUGGUGGUACGACCGCUGCAGUGCGCGGAAGCUCGCCCCGUUCCCACUAAGUGCGGAGUUGGUGGAGCUCGCGGGGGCGCUCUUGAGGCGCGGCUGCUACCGGAGUGGGGCCGCCUACAUAUCGGCGAUGAAGCGCCAGCACGUCCUGUUGGGGAGCCCGUGGACGGACCAGUUGAAACUGGCCUGCAGCGAUGCGGUCCGGUCGCUGGAGAGGGGCAUGGGCCCGGCACGGCAGGCGGACCCAUUGCCCAUCGAUCGGUUGCGAAGUCAAGGCGCUUUGGACCAAAUUUCGCGCGGGAGCCGGGAUGCAUGGCCAGCGGCGGGCGUCGAUGUCAUGGUCGCGUCAGCAGCUUGGAUGUUGCGCGAGAUCGAGUCCUCCGCCGCGAUGGUCCAGCACAUUGUCUUCUUCGACCCCAUGGGCGAGGAGGAGGGGCCAUGCGGCUGCGCGGAGUGGCUGUUGCCCGCCUCCAAAGCAGACGUGCGGGCGCUUGGAAAGAAGCGCUGCCUUGGCUGUGCGUGCCCUGCGCCCCUAUGCCCGGUGGCAGCCCUGCGCCGCGUGGUCGGCGCCUCCUUGGAUGCCAGGGCCAAGGCGCGGCGCGACGAGCAAGGGCGCUGCUGGCUGGGUGGCCGGUGGAUUCUCGAAGAGCAGUGGCCCCUCAUCGUGGACGGGUUCGGGCAGCCCGUGUCCAAGGACAGCACUGUCAAGUUCUAUCGUGAGGUGGUGGAGCUAAUGGGCGUCGACGACUUGCACAUCACGGGCCACUCUGCGCGGGUGGCGGGGGCGCAGCGCAUGGCCGCGGUCUACCCGAUUUCCGUGGUGCAGAUCUUUGGGAGGUGGGGGAGCUCGGCGGUGCUGCGGUACGUGAGGGACGCCGCCCUCGGCUCCCGAGGUGGCGGCAUCUCCCGGCGCGUGGAAGAACCAGACGGGCUUGUACUCGACGACGUCCACGACAGGCUGUUGCAGGAAGCGGGCAAGAUGGCCAAGAUCAUGGGAGGCGUCUCCCAGCAGAGCGUGAAGUCCAUCGUCGAGUGCCACGUCGGCGCCCUCUCGGAGGAGCUGCUCCCCAGGCUCCUGGCCGAGAUCACCCCGGCCGCGGAGGCAGCGGAGCGCACCUUGAAGACAUUGCGGGAGGACGUUGCACUCUUGCAGGGAGAUGUGGCGGUGCUGGCGGGGCAGGGCCCCCCCACGUACGUCCAGUGCGUCGACGGCAAGCUGCACGUGGCUGCGAGCGUGGCCUCCACGCACUGCGGCUGGAACUGGGCCAUCUGUGGCGGCGUGCCAGCGACUUCAUCGACGUGGGCUGCAACUCCAGUGCACCAGAGAUGCCGUAAGUGUAGCAAGUUUGGGAACGCCACCGUGGCGUAAGCGGGGGGUAUUCGGUAGGGCCUUGGUGCCCGGUUCUGGGGGUUGGCGGUGUGCGCCUCCCCUUGGGGCCGCCGGCGGACGUGGCGCCGCCGCUACCGGCUUACCUCUUUGCUCCCUCUGGAACGGCGCGACCCCGUGGUGGGCGCGGAGCCGGGCCCAAAGAGGGGGAGCGCGCGGUGGCGCACACUCCCAAUCCGCAGUUUAUGAGACAAUGUAGAUUGCACCAGGAUGUUAUGUAGCAAAAGGUGCUGGUUACAUCAUCGUCCGUCCUCGGCCUCCGUGUCAUCGCAUUUUGGGGCCGGAAUUCGUGACAUUUUUUCGUUGCGUCUGAGGCUCCUCCCCUGCACCCUCCCCUCCCCGUAGCCUUUUCCUUGGGCGGUGCAGCUGAUGCGCCGGUGUGGUGAAGCACGCGCGUGUGCGCAGUCACAGCGAAGCCCUGCUGCGGGUGGGGGUGAGUGGGAGGAGGGGUUGCAGGGAUGUGUGAAGAGUGCAGCCUCUCUGCCCCAGAAUGCACGGAUGGACCGGUACACCGAAAAUGUGCGGAUCCGCGGGGAAACGCCCAGGUGACCGGAAAACGGUUCCCUGUGUUCUUGUGCUUUUGGCAGUGCUAACCUACUCAUGCUUCAGUGCCAGUUGAACGCGAGUAGGGCAGCAUAGAGUAGCAGCAUGCGGACCGGCAGCAUGAUGCAUAGCACGGUCCGUUGACAUUUUGGCUCUAGGACAGGUGUGUGGUCGCACGCUUGUCCCGCCCAGCCCGCCCUGUGAGGUGAGGAUUUCUUGGGCAAGCCACCAAAGGGGGGGGUAUUCGGUAGGGCCUUGGUGCCCGGUUCUGGGGGUUGGCGGUGUGCGCCUCCCCUUGGGGCCGCCGGCGGACGUGGCGCCGCCGCUACCGGCUUACCUCUUUGCUCCCUCUGGAACGGCGCGACCCCGUGGUGGGCGCGGAGCCGGGCCCAAAGAGGGGGAGCGCGCGGUGGCGCACACUCCCAAUCCGCAGUUUAUGAGACAAUGUAGAUUGCACCAGGAUGUUAUGUAGCAAAAGGUGCUGGUUACAUCAUCGUCCGUCCUCGGCCUCCGUGUCAUCGCAUUUUGGGGCCGGAAUUCGUGACAUUUUUUCGUUGCGUCUGAGGCUCCUCCCCUGCACCCUCCCCUCCCCGUAGCCUUUUCCUUGGGCGGUGCAGCUGAUGCGCCGGUGUG
Prorocentrum cordatum is the source of this 3362-nucleotide messenger RNA. Lineage: Eukaryota; Dinophyceae; Prorocentrales; Prorocentraceae. The record is from the annotation of a GenBank genome assembly.